Fomitopsis serialis is the source of this 951-nucleotide messenger RNA. RefSeq lists its product as uncharacterized. Lineage: Eukaryota; Fungi; Basidiomycota; Agaricomycetes; Polyporales; Fomitopsidaceae. The record is from RefSeq and is a predicted model, not a curated record. Bases 1 to 951 code for a protein of 316 amino acids. The transcript has 3 exons.
AUGCCCGCCCUCGUUGACUACCACUUCUACCACAUCAUCUGGCAUUACAUCCAGCGGUUCAAAGCCAUUGCCAUCUUCGCUCGAUCAUGCCCCGAGGACUUGGAGCGCACGAUCUCACACGUCACGGUCCUCUGCUUGGACAAGCACUUGGAGUCCUUUGGGAAGGUUUUUGAUUACGUGAUGUCCAGUGCAUCUUACGUCGGAUUGCCCAUGAGGGCUUGCCAAGCGCAGCCGCAGGAGGCAAGGCGGUUGGCAUUGAGGGAUGCACUGGAGGCGGCGGAGAAGCCCCCGAACUUCAAGGGAUGGCUCUUUCCUGGGGCUAUCAAGUCGGCAUUUGGGGAGUAUUCGUUGCCACCUAGCCUCAGAGGAAAUGGACUUGAACGAAGGGUGAUAGUGGUGUUAGUAUACGUCAGGGAGGCCACAACUCCUAUCUCCCUGCCUCUGGUCGUCGAGGUAGAGGUGGGUAGGUUGCGGCUCUAUUUCCAGCAGCCGAUCACCGCCCAGGUCUUCUACGGCCUCUGCUGGUGGAGGAAUCUGUCCCUGCGGUACCGUCCCCAGGUGUUCAAUAUGUUCAACCUCGAACUCAAAACCUGGAAACGUGUCCCGGCCUCAACUCAUCAGGACAACAUGAUUUAUCUUCCCCUUCCCCUUCGCCACUUUCCCAUCUUCAAGCCGUCGUCGAUCGUGACCAUGCCACAUCCCGAGCAGUUUGCGCGCGGCGGUAGGGGUUUCAGGGCUAUUUGCUUGAUGAAGGUCGAGUUCAUCCCCCACAUCAAGCUCUUGUGGCCGCGUGGCCUGAAACACCCUCCAUUGUACAUUAAGGCGAAGUGGUCGGUAGGUCGUGAUGAUGAUGGGAUCAUCGCGACCUGCCCUGGGUUCAGUGAGGAAGGGCAUGAGAUCUGGGAGGUUGACCCAGGGCUGGAGGAUGCAGAUGCGGCUGCGGCUGCUUGA